Poecilia reticulata (guppy) is the source of this 2237-nucleotide messenger RNA. RefSeq names its product putative UDP-sugar transporter protein SLC35A4. The record is from RefSeq and is a predicted model, not a curated record. NCBI's taxonomy places the organism in Eukaryota, Metazoa, Chordata, Actinopteri, Cyprinodontiformes, Poeciliidae. Gene Ontology annotation, biological process: pyrimidine nucleotide-sugar transmembrane transport. Gene Ontology annotation, cellular component: Golgi membrane. Gene Ontology annotation, molecular function: pyrimidine nucleotide-sugar transmembrane transporter activity.
UGUUUGUUUUGCGUCAUUUAGAAUGAUUGUAAUCGAGAACGUGGGGCCUCAAACCCCGGCCGGGACUAAGAAACAGUGGGCGAACAGGAUCAAGUGGGGCUUCCUGUUGGGCCUGAUGGUGCUCAUCUAUGGCUCUCAUGCGCCACUUAUCACUCUCACCAAGGUAGACGGUCAAGUCCCAUUCAACGCCUCCUCCUGCGUCCUCAUGAUCGAGCUGGCCAAGCUGCUCGUCUCCCUGCUGAGCCUGGUUUUCACAGGCGCCACGACGAUACCGCGGUCUCCUCCGCGUCUCGUCGCCCCUUACGCGAUCCCCGCCGUGCUGUACACCUUAAACAACAACCUGGUUGUGGUCAUGCAGGCCUACAUGGACCCGAGCUCUUUUCAAAUACUCUCCAAUCUGAAAAUAGCUUCGACCGCCCUGCUGUACUCCGCCUGCCUGGGGAAGAGGCUGCGGUCUGAGCAGUGGUUGGCCCUGGGGCUCCUCAUGGCUGCGGGGGGCUUCCACAGCUACAGCAGCCUGGAUCUACAAGACCCUGAGAGGAUCGACGUCGAUGAGGGUCCCAGGCUUCACAUCACUGCUUGGGGGCUUUUCCUCGUGCUGGUUUACGCCGGCGUGUCGGGUCUGGCAGCAGUUUACACAGAGAGGGUGCUGAAGAGCCAAAGGUUGCCCCUCAGCGUACAGAACCUCUACCUCUAUAUGUUUGGAGUGGCAAUCAACGGACUGUCCUCUCUCUCCUCCGUAGGAAGCGACCAAGGGUUUCUGGAGGGCUACUCGGGGGUGGUGUGGGGCAUCAUCGCAGGACAGGCAGCAAAUGGACUUCUGAUGUCUGUGGUGCUCAAACACGGUAGCGGCAUCACCAGACUGUUUGUCAUUUCCUGCUCCAUGCUGGUUAAUGCGCUGCUGUCCUGGGCUAUUUUAGGAUUACAGCUCACUCCUUUGUUUCCUCUACCUUGUGCACUGAUUGGAUUGGCAGCUUACCUUUAUUACAGAUAGCAGAGGGUUUGAGCUUCAAACAAAGGCUGCCAGUUGUGGUCCUUAACAUUUGAGAUUAUUUUACUGGUACUGUGCGAUGGAAAAGUAUUCAUUUCUCUCAAACACAUUUCGAUGUAUUGUUAUUAUACACAUAAAAUCUGAAAGGUAGGACUUUUGUUUGGAGUCAAUAAAUGAAUCAGGUUUUGAGGCAGCUGCAGAUCUUUUGGGGUUAUCAAGCAGUGCUACAUCUAGAAACACUUCCACUCUUCUCUAGUUGAAACUCGCUCAGAUCAAAAGCAGAGCUUGUCACAAAUUAGGUCUGGACUUUGACUGGACCGUUAUAACAUAUACAUUUGUAGAACAGUGUUAUGCGUAGGUUUGAGAUUACAGUCCAGCUGGGAACCUCCUCUUCAGUUUCAGGUAUUCUAAAGCCUCUGACGGGCCUGGUACGUCAUCUAGUUCCAUUUAAUUUUCACAUAAACUCUAACCAGCAUCCCUGCUCCUACUAAAGCAUCACCAGCAGUGUGGGUUACCAUGGGGAUCUUGUUUUGAAGCUGAUGUGCAAUCAUAGUGUUUGGCAAAUAAUUUAAUUUAACCAAUUUAGUUAAAUUGGUUAAACACCUUAAACAUGUUUGCUGUCUCUCCCAAGUGUCUUAUGUUAAACUUCUUAUGACUUUAUUUCAACAAUAACUGUCUUUCUGAAACUCUCUUGUAAAAUGGCCUGAUUUGUGAAGUGCAUGACAAAUCUUUUUAAAUCUGUUGUUACACCUGAGCUAUGGAUCCCUGUAGCUCCUCCAGAGUUACAAUGGGAAUCUUGACUGCUUUUCUGAUCGAAGCUCUGCUUCAUCAAACUUCCAAAACUCUAAUCUUCACAGUGAGCUUGGUCCAUUGCUUAAAAUCCCAAUAAAAUACAGACAUUGAAGCUGAAGUGUGACAAAAUGUGGAGAAUCUUAAGGGAUAUUGGCACUUUUUCAUGGUAUUGUCUGGUUUGUGUUUUUUGCCUUUGUGUUAUCUGCCUUCUAAAACUGAACUCUUUUAGUCCUUUACUUUAUUUACUUCAGAUGCAGAAGUGUUACCAGUGUGUCAAAGAACGAGCUGACAAAAUUAAUCAAAUGUUGUUGGGGGUUUUUUUGUUACACAGUUACAUUGUUGCAGAGAGAUCCUGCAAGGAUCCAUAAUCUUACAACAAAUCAUCUUAAAAGCACGACAUCAGGGAUAAAAUGUUACAUGUCAUGACCAAUAAAGUUUCUGAGCCGUUUACUAA